This is a messenger RNA of Saccostrea cuccullata (small rock oyster), 973 nucleotides long. RefSeq lists its product as uncharacterized. NCBI's taxonomy places the organism in Eukaryota, Metazoa, Mollusca, Bivalvia, Ostreida, Ostreidae. The record is from RefSeq and is a predicted model, not a curated record. The transcript is spliced from 3 exons. Bases 76 to 429 code for a protein of 117 amino acids.
UUUUCUUUAAUUCUGGAGUGUGUACCGGGGGAAUAUGGUGUAAACUGUAAUGAGAGGUGUAGUAAACAUUGUUCAAUGACCAACAAAUGUAAUCCUGAAACCGGGCACUGCGAUGGCGGUUGUAAAUCGGGAUGGAAAGGACCAUUGUGUGAUGAAGGUCCUAGAGAAGAUGUGACCUACUGGCAAUCCAGAUUUUACGGAGUUCUUGCUGCUCUCUGCGUGUGCAUAUCUAUGUUUAUGAUGUUUAUAGUGGCUAUGUUUCUGCGACGACGAGGCACCAGUGGAAUAGACAGGGAGAAUAAAGCGAAAGACAAUAAGGAUGAACCAUGUAAUAUUAAUUUCACAGUGAAGGCCGAAGAAAUUAUUAAUAACGGAUAUCAAGGACUAGAGGACCAGACCGAAUCUUCUGCUUAUGAUUUUAUCAGAUAGUAUUAUUUUUUUAGAUAGGAUAAGUGUAUUGACAAUAACAUGUUGUGUGAAGAAAAUGAGUAAUAAUCAUGCUCUUAAGUCAAUUCAAACAUGGAAAUCGUGGACAGAGUGAUUUGUUUUUAAAUUCUGUUUUCUUUAUUUUAUAUUUUUUUCUUAAACAGAAGUAGAUCAUGUGCUAUUGAGGAAGCAUCCAAUGCCGGCCGCCCACACUUGGCAAUGCUAAUGAUCUCGAAACAAUGGGAAAAUCUAGAGAAUAAAAAUUGACUUGACAAUUUUUACGACAUGUAUUUCAAGACAGAAAUACAUGUCAAAUACAGAAUUACAUGUGAUUGGAUUAGUUAAAUUUCUUUUAAAUGCCUAGCUCCUUUCCAAGUAAAUUUAAGUAUAGUGUUUUAAAUAUGCAAUCAAGUAAAGUACGCCGUAGCAAAAAGUAAAUUUUGAUCAUAAAAUUGUCUUAUGCUACCUGUCAGUGAUCAAUAUGACGUGUUAAAAUGCGUUCAGUAAGAUAUUUACUCGAAUUAUUAAACAAGAAUGUGAAAGUACA